GGAGCCCGAGCCGCCCGAGCCCGGGGAGAAGCCGCACGGCGCCCGGCGUCCCGCUCCCUGCCCCGCACCCCGCGGCACCCCUGAAGUUUUGCAGCGCCCAGGCGGGAGGCCAAGGGGGGCGGAGAGGACUCCCGAGGAGCAGUGGGGAGCCCAAAGCACAUCUUCAAAAAGCAUUUAUUUCAAGGAGAAAAAGGAGAGAGAGAGAGAGAGAGAGAGAGAGAGAGAAGGGGGCUCGCAAAAAUGGCUGGGGCAAUUAUUGAGAACAUGAGUACCAAGAAGCUGUGCAUUGUCGGCGGGAUUCUGCUCGUCUUCCAGAUCGUUGCCUUCCUGGUGGGAGGCUUGAUUGCUCCAGGGCCUACCACGGCAGUGUCCUACAUGUCAGUGAAAUGUGUGGACGUCCGGAAAAACCAUCACAAGACCAAGUGGCUGAUGCCUUGGGGACCCAACCAAUGUGACAAGAUCCGAGACAUCGAUGAAGCCAUUCCAAGGGAAAUUGAAGCCAAUGACAUUGUGUUUUCUGUUCACAUUCCCCUUCCGGCCAUGGAGAUGAGUCCUUGGUUCCAGUUCAUGUUGUUUAUCCUGCAACUGGAUAUCGCGUUCAGACUAAACAACCAAAUCCGAGAAAAUGCAGAAGUCUCCAUGGAUGUUUCUCUGGCUUACCGCGAUGACAUGUUGGCAGAAUGGACUGAAAUGGCUCGUGAGACCGUGCCCCGGAAGCUCAAAUGUACCUUCACAUCCCCCAAGACUGUAGAACACGAGGGCCGUUACUAUGAGUGUGAUGUCCUUCCCUUCAUGGAAAUCGGCUCUGUGGCUCAUAAGUAUUACCUUCUAAACAUUCGGCUGCCUGUGAGCGAUAAGAGGAAAAUUAAUGUUGGUAUCGGGGAGAUAAAAGAUAUCCGGUUGGUGGGAAUCCACCAAAACGGAGGCUUCACCAAGGUCUGGUUUGCCAUGAAGACCUUUCUCACACCCAGCAUCUUCAUUAUCAUGGUGUGGUAUUGGAGGAGGAUAACCAUGAUGUCUCGACCCCCUGUGCUUCUGGAAAAAGUCAUCUUUGCCCUUGGGAUCUCUAUGACUUUUAUUAACAUCCCAGUGGAAUGGUUUUCUAUCGGGUUUGACUGGACCUGGAUGCUAUUGUUCGGUGACAUUCGGCAGGGCAUCUUCUACGCCAUGCUUCUCUCUUUCUGGAUCAUCUUCUGUGGCGAGCACAUGAUGGAUCAACAUGAACGGAAUCAUAUUUCAGGGUAUUGGAAGCAAGUCGGACCAAUUGCUGUUGGCUCUUUCUGUCUCUUCAUUUUUGACAUGUGUGAGAGAGGGGUCCAGCUCUCAAAUCCCUUCUACAGUGUCUGGACUACAGAUGUCGGAACAGAGCUGGCUAUGGCCUUCAUCAUAGUGGCUGGGAUCUGCCUUUGCCUCUACUUCCUGUUUCUGUGCUUCAUGGUGUUUCAGGUGUUCCAGAACAUCAGUGGGAAGCAGUCCAGCCUGCCCGCCAUGAGCAAAGUCCGGCGGCUGCACUAUGAGGGGCUAAUUUUCAGGUUCAAGUUUCUCAUGCUAGUCACUCUAGCCUGUGCUGCCAUGACUGUCAUAUUCUUCAUUGUAAGUCAGGUGACUGAAGGCCAUUGGAAGUGGGGCGGUGUCACAGUCCAAGUGAACAGUGCUUUCUUCACAGGCAUUUAUGGAAUGUGGAACCUCUAUGUCUUUGCUUUGAUGUUCUUAUAUGCACCAUCCCAUAAAAACUAUGGGGAUGACCAGUCCAAUGGCGACCUGGGUGUCCACAGUGGGGAAGAACUCCAACUCACCACCACUAUCACUCACGUGGAUGGACCCACCGAGAUUUACAAGUUGACUCGCAAGGAGGCCCAGGAAUAGAAGGAGAUGCAGCACCCGGCUGGGAUUGUCCCCCCCACACCCCAGCCCCUCUAACUAGAAGGGGGAGCACGCCAGAAAGAGUUCACUGUGCAAACAGAUUCUCCUGUCUCUUAGCUGUGGUCUUUUGGACUGGCACGUGGACGUUUGUCAGGUUGCUCUCAGAGGAAGAUUUCUUCAGCUACUAAUGUGUUGUGUAUGAUAACAAAACUUCUGGUAUGACACAUGUUCUGUGACUGUUGUUAGUGACCUAGAAACAUCUGUAGCAGCUGGUUAGUGAACCUCAUGUGUUGGGGGUGUAUUCGUUUGGGGAUGGUUGGGGCCAGCUGGGCUCUCUUUGGAGUGGAGCUGUUUGAUUCACUUUCCUGUUUUAGAUGCUAGGGUAGAUUUUUAUUUUAUAAAUGUUCUUUGCAGUCCAAGAAAGUCUGGUGUCAUAGUCUUCUCACUUUAGUCCAGGAUCACUUUUUUUUCCCUAUUUAUAUUGCCAAGUAGCCUACUGAAUUAAUAUUUAACUUGCCAGUAGAUAGGCAUUCCUAUUUUUUAUGACAUAGUAUGAGGUGUUUCUAUUUUUUAUGGGAUAUUGAAUCACGGAAUCUCAUGAGAAGAUCUAUCAAGACCAGAGCCACUUCAGCUUUGAAACCAAAUCUGUGUAUCCAAAACUAACCAGUCUGUUGAAUGUGGGUUAAGAAAAAAUUCUUGCUAUAUGCCUCCAGUAGGUUGUAUUGUAUUAAAUGACCUUUGGGUCUGAAAAGCUUUUUUAAA
Messenger RNA from Erinaceus europaeus (western European hedgehog), 2625 nucleotides. It is a transcript of the gene WLS, whose product is annotated as Wnt ligand secretion mediator. The record is from RefSeq and is a predicted model, not a curated record. Gene Ontology annotation, biological process: Wnt protein secretion; intracellular protein transport; Wnt signaling pathway. Gene Ontology annotation, molecular function: Wnt-protein binding. The transcript has 12 exons. The coding region runs from base 241 to 1866 and encodes 541 amino acids. Gene Ontology annotation, cellular component: endomembrane system; organelle membrane. NCBI's taxonomy places the organism in Eukaryota, Metazoa, Chordata, Mammalia, Eulipotyphla, Erinaceidae.